AUGGCCUCUAACGACAACGUUGCUCAUGCCCUCGCCGGUGCCGGCGGUGGUGCUCUCUCAAUGGUCGUCACCUAUCCUCUCAUCACCCUCUCCACCAGAGCCCAAACCGAAUCCCGACGAUCCAAGAAGGAACAGGCCGAUGCUGCCCAGCGUGCAGGCAGCGCCACUGCUGCCGAGGACGAGGCCAGUGUCAAGAGACCUACUAGUGCCCUCGAGGCUGCUCGCCAAAUCAUCCAAAGAGAAGGUGUCUCCGGUCUUUACUCGGGACUUGACUCUGCUCUUUUUGGCAUCUCGGUAACCAACUUUGUCUACUACUACUUUUAUGAAGGUACCCGUUCUUUCUACGAGACCUCCAAGCGCAAGGCCGGCAAGAGCCUUAACCUUUCCACUCUCGAGUCCAUGGCUGCCGGUGCCAUUGCCGGCUCAGCAACUGUGGUUCUCACAAACCCCAUUUGGGUCGUCAACACCCGUAUGACUGUCAAGGAGAACUCAGUCAAGGACCCCAAGACUGGUAAGAUCCGCACCCCAGGCACCCUUGAGACUGUCGCCAAGAUUAUCCGUGAGGACGGCUUCAAGCCCUUCUUUGCCGGCAUUCUUCCUGCUCUUGUCCUUGUCAUCAACCCCAUUCUCCAAUACACUAUCUUUGAGCAGAUUAAGAAUACCAUUGAGAAGAAGCGCAAGCUCGGCCCAAUCGACUUCUUCCUCAUUGGCGCCAUUGGCAAGAUCUUUGCCACAUCCAUCACCUAUCCCUACAUCACCCUCAAGUCCCGUCUCCAACUCAAGCAGAAGGACGGCAAUGCCACCAACUCCAGUCUCAUUGGUGGUCUCAUCCAAAUCAUUAAGAAUGAGGGUGUCGGUGGCCUCUACGGUGGUAUUGCUACCAAGGUUACCCAGUCUGCCAUUACUUCGGCCUUCCUCUUCUUGUUCAAGGAGCAGCUUUAUGCUAUUGCCGUCAUUUUCUUGACCUUUAUCCGCAAGAUUAAGCUUAGAAAGUAA
Magnusiomyces paraingens is the source of this 996-nucleotide messenger RNA. RefSeq lists its product as uncharacterized. Lineage: Eukaryota; Fungi; Ascomycota; Dipodascomycetes; Dipodascales; Dipodascaceae. Gene Ontology annotation, molecular function: coenzyme A transmembrane transporter activity; NAD transmembrane transporter activity; FMN transmembrane transporter activity. The transcript has a single exon. Gene Ontology annotation, cellular component: peroxisomal membrane. Bases 1 to 996 code for a protein of 331 amino acids. The record is from RefSeq and is a predicted model, not a curated record.